CCACGGACACGCACAGGCCAAGACACACUUCCGAUACGAUCACCGUAACUGGGGCGUCUUCAGUCGGUUCUUGAUCGUUCGCGCAACCUGUAGCGUCUUGGUUCGAUUUCGCAGUCACUCGCGUACGACGUUGGCCGAUCGGCGACUCAUAGUGCAUUUGUGGCAGUGUUCAUUAAUUCACAUAGGAAACAACCAUGCCGAAGCCAGUGGAAGAGCCGUUCGACCAGUUCCAGCAGUACUACCGAACACCGAGCAAUCGGACUACGACUGAGAACUUCCAACUAUUCCUGUGGAAUCCGGAUGAGGGUGCCAUCUUUGGUCGCACACCCUCCAGUUGGUCGAAGAUCGGCACGUUCUACAUCAUCUUCUACAGCGUACUAGCCGCGCUUGUAGCCGUGUGCAUGUGGGUUUUCUUCCAGACACUGGAUCCCCGCAUUCCCAAAUGGCAAAUGGACCAGUCACUGAUCGGCACCAAUCCAGGAUUGGGCUUCCGUCCGUUACCGUCGGAGGAUAAUGUCGAGAGCACGCUGAUCUGGUACAAGGGUACGGACGAAAAGAACUACAAGAUGUGGACGGAUGCGUUGGACAAAUUCCUGGAAGAUUACAGAACACCCGGCCAGGUGUCGGGUCGCGGCCAGAACAUCUACAACUGCGAAUACAAUCAGCCACCGCCGAAGGGCAUGGUGUGCGACGUGGACAUCAAGCAGUACGGGCCGUGCACGCUGGAGAAUCACUACAACUAUCACAAGAGUGCGCCCUGCAUAUUCCUGAAGCUGAACAAAAUCUAUGGCUGGGUGCCGGAGUUCUACAAUGAAUCGUCCAGCCUGCCCAACAACAUGCCGAACGAGCUGAAGGAGUACAUCAAGGAGAAGGAACAGAAGGAGAGUCACACGAUGAACACGGUGUGGGUAACGUGCGAGGGUGAAAAUGCGGCCGAUAUUGAGAAUGUGGGACAGAUUCAGUACUAUCCGCGACGCGGAUUCCCCGGCUAUUACUAUCCGUACGAAAACUCCGAAGGUUACCUGAGCCCGCUGGUUGCGGUGCACUUUGAACGCCCAGUUCGUGGAAUCAUCAUCAACAUCGAGUGCAAAGCUUGGGCCCGCAACAUCAAGCACGACCGACACGAACGAUUGGGAUCGGUCCACUUCGAGCUGAUGAUUGAUUAAGCGGUUACGGCUUUUACGGUGGUGUUCCAGUGGCGCAAUAUGAUCGUGCGCUAACGACCCUCCGGUGGAACACCGAAGUCUUUCGUACGGCGACCGAGGAGACACAAAAGACUCAUUCUCAACAACAGCAACAAAAAUCCGCGUUGUAGCUCCCGCGCGCCAUCAGCUACAAGCGCAACAGAAUCUCUAAUUGCAAUCGAGGAUGGCCUGCGAUGGGUGAUUAGAACAGAGCAACAGGAUACACGUUCAUGCACAGCAAAUACACCCCCUCACAACACAUACACACACACAUCUCUUCUAACAGCGGGCCGCGUGCAUUCUCGACGCGCCAAACAACAACAAAAAAACGUUAAUGUGCAAACGUUUUGUGUGUUUUCUUUUGCAAUACGGGAAACAGCCAUAGGGGCAAUAUUUUAUCCACCGUUAGGAGCACCCAAUUUUAUGUAAAUCUUUAUUGUUUUCCUUUCCUUUGGGCAGCUGCGUUGUGAUGUUUUUUUUUUUAUCGUUAAGACCACUUUUGCAAAGCGGUUCGUGUUUGUUUGAGUAGCGUAAUCUCUUUAUCGUCAUCUAUGAGCUUUCUGAUAUCGAAAUGAAUCUCUUUCAUGGUAUGGGCCCACUUGUGGCUGCUUACUACGAAUCUCGUUACAUCCAAGUUGUUCAAUUGUUCAAAGGCAAAUUUAAAUCUCAUACUUUAUCGCGCUAGCGUACACAGUGGCAUACCAUUCUUGAUGAUCUCAGUGAUCAUACUGUCAAGAAACAAAAUCGGUAUUAGGUCUAAUCCAAGGGUCUAAGUAGAGGGAUUGUUAAAGAACGGUUCUUGUACAUCUGUAAAUAUAUGAUCGCGUGAUAAAGAUCGCAUCUCAGAUCGCUGCGAGUAUUAUAAUAACAUCGUAAAGCAACGUGCAGGAUUGCUAAGUUACGCUAGCAGGGAGCGUAUUCGUUGGAAUGCUUCGAAAGCACCUUCAUCGACGUACGGCUCGCUACCGGUUACACCAUAUACACCUAGCUACGUCACACGUAUAUUAUCCACACGUUCGAUUUUGUACUACUGCCAAUUGAGCAAUAAUAAGCGACUAAAAAUAUCUCAUCCCCAACCGUUCAUAACUGCUCGAACGCUUGCAUCGCAAAGUAACGCCUUGAAGGUUUGUGGAUCGCUUCUGCCUCGGACAUGCCAAGAAAACAAAAAAACCUUGAUGACGUGAUUCACUCGUUCUAGUAUUACUAUUGUGGGAGAUUUUUAUUGUAUGUUGCACUCGAGCAGCAAAAUAAGAGCAAUGAAUGUCACACAAAAUACACCUCCAAAAUGCAGUUUACCUUUCCGUUCAGCAAGGUCCCACACGCAGAUAGUCACUUACCACCUUUAGCUCGAUUACCGUUCUUUCCUUUACAAAAAUACUGCACGCUAGUGUGUCAAAAACAAAACAAAACGAUCUAAGGGAACAAAUCUUUGUAGCGUAGUAAUAAUAGAAAACAAAAGAUAUAUUAUAUUUAAUUGUGGAGAGAAGCAUCAAGCUUGAUGAAACGCUGCCAACCGGCAGUACGUAAUGUUGGAUGGAAACCAGCUACAAUCUUACAAACACCACCUAAAACAAAACACAGACAAAAGGAAAACCCGUAAACGUAGCAAUAGUUCACAGUUUUUGGAUGUCUUUUACCGUGCAUUGCUGACUGUGUGCAACUCAAGUGCCAAUCAGUAGAAUGAUUAUCGUUUUAUUUUUGCUAAACCAAACCUCUAUUCGCUGCAUCGAUUUGUGCAAACAAACAAAAGCUACCACCCCGCCAAGCAAAUGGCGCUAGUUUCUAUGUGUGGUCGCCAAGAUGGCGCCACAAUCGCAGUGAAAAGCUUUGGGCAGGGUUCGUCAACGUAGUAAUCGAGCGAUGCGAAGAAAAGCGUUUGUUGUGUGAGGAAAAUGCACUGCCGUGUGGAAUAGAUCCAACAAAAGUGUGAAAUUUUAACACAAUUUCUUACUCAAAGUUUAGAUAGCUGAUUUUAUCACUAACCAUAGUUGCUCUCACACCCUUCAAAGACGUUCGCAAAGUUGUAGAAAAUUACAAAUGUUUUGAAUAGCUUAUUAUUGUUUUUUUAAAAUUUUUCAACACGUGAUUCAUCACACUUUGUAACUAGUAAACGUGCAUUUGAUAUAUCCCAUUUCACGACACAUCCACCAAUUGAUUACCAUUACCAAGGCCUUACCUUUACAUCGGUUACAUGUACAAAAUGCGCUCAUCCGGUUUCAGCAACUCCCUUCCCUUGUAGAAUUAGUUGUACAGUUUAGUUCCCUCGGUGUGCUCCCUCCUUUAAGGUAUCUCAGCACAAGCGCAACGUGUGUGUUUGUGUGUUUGUAUGUGUCGAUAGAUUCGCACUAGCAGCAAGUUGUGUGUAGUGGGUUUUUUAAACAUUUGAAUCACAGAAACGUAUGCAAAUUACUCUCGCAAGAAUCUAGACCAAAUCUGCAACAAUUCGUCCAAGGAAUCUAAAUUCCGCUCUAAUUUUUAUUUGUUUUGUUGGAAAAUGCGUUAACUAUAUCUACAAUCUAUCACUCGAUCGUGAAAAGCGACAUUUAAUCGUGUUACAAAAAGGAUGUUUCUGUGUGUGUGUCUAUUUUUGCGCUCGAUAGCAAAGAUUUAAAACAGUUUUGACCUAAACAAGAACAAAAAAAAAGACAGUAGUAUGGUAAAGCGCUGCA
Anopheles moucheti is the source of this 3853-nucleotide messenger RNA. RefSeq names its product sodium/potassium-transporting ATPase subunit beta-2-like. Gene Ontology annotation, cellular component: sodium:potassium-exchanging ATPase complex. Gene Ontology annotation, biological process: sodium ion export across plasma membrane; intracellular potassium ion homeostasis; intracellular sodium ion homeostasis. Gene Ontology annotation, molecular function: ATPase activator activity. Lineage: Eukaryota; Metazoa; Arthropoda; Insecta; Diptera; Culicidae. The record is from RefSeq and is a predicted model, not a curated record. The coding region runs from base 195 to 1166 and encodes 323 amino acids. The transcript is spliced from 7 exons.